Molecule: messenger RNA, 3874 nt
Organism: Spodoptera exigua (beet armyworm)
Lineage: Eukaryota; Metazoa; Arthropoda; Insecta; Lepidoptera; Noctuidae
Source: the annotation of a GenBank genome assembly
UAGCUUAUCAAUAAGUUAUCAGCCGAUAGCAGGCUGUAUCGUUACAGCCAGUACAGAGAUAGUUCGGUACCUAGCCAAUCCAAUGUAUUACAAAGAAAUGGUAAGUCAUCAUACAUAAAUAAUGAGAUUAAUAAGUGUAAUUCGUGUACACUUAGUGCUAAUCACCUGUCCGCGAUGGACAAUUGAUUUGUACAGUCGAUCGAGUGUCGUGGAGUGAAAUGUACAUUAUAAAAUGUACACAUUUUAUCUAGUUUCGUUCGUAGUGUUUUUAUACAUUGUAGCGGCCAUAAGCCUGGUGAUAGAACGGUACCAGAACGAGAAUGGUUCCGGUGGCCGCAGCAGUGGCAUCCACUCGGCUAGUGCGAGCCCCACGCCCUCCGAGCGGUCCUCUCCCCGCUCCCUGCACUCCCGACACAACAGGAACGUCACUCCUCCCCUCCGUGAAGAAGACGACGUGUCUGACUGGGAGGAGGGGGAUGCCACCGAUGAAGCCCUAGAGGUGCCGCGUCGCGUGCCCUUCCCUGAGUUUGGAGGAGACAUAGUGCAUAACACAGAUAAUGAGGACCGUGAGUUCGACGAAGUUUCCAGUAGCGACCUACAGGCUGUCGACGGUACAUGGGAAGAGAACUGGCUCUUCCAGAAAAAGAAAAUCAAGACUAUACAGUCUGUGCCCGUGCCCAUGCUGGUCCCCAACUCUAACACAGAGUACAGGGCGCUGAUUGGUGACAGAGAUGCCGACGACACUACAGACCUCUCAGACAAUGCAAGUGACUCUGAAGAGCAAGCAGAAUACAAGAGUGACAUGAAGAAAGUUCUAGACUCCAAGCACGUCAUAGGCGGUAAACCUAAAGUGGAAGAAUGUGAUUUUGAACCCGAUAGUCUCACCAUUAUCGACGGAGUCGACGAUGACUUUAACAAACUCGUUGAGAAAAUGGAUGAUGAUGACACAGUAGACGCAAUCAUUAACGAAAUUAAUGAUAACAAAGUUACUGUUGUUGAGACUAAUAACGUAAACACGGUAGAUCAAGUUGAUGGUGGCAAAUUAUUAGUUUCUAUAGAAAGUGGGCCAUUAACAAAAGCAGAAUUUGCGGUAAAGGAGGAGAUCCACAGAACACUUCUAAAUGGGAAUGCAGAAGAAUUUAUGAAUGAUUUGAGUGUUCAAACAAAUGGUGACAUUUUGCACAAUGGGCAUGCAGAAGUAAACAGCCUAGACAGCUUUACUAACAACAAGGAAUCGACGAAUACUCUGAGUCAUCACGAGCGUGAAGGUGAAUACGAGGAAACGGUGACAGUGCCCGUGCAGAGGUACGCAGACAGUCUCCGCAGGAAGCAUUUCGAUGACGGACCUCAGGAAAUUCCCACUCGCGAUACUGAUCAAGAUGAUUUGAUACCAGGUUCAAUAGCUUACAGAGAGCGUAAGAAAUGGCUGAACUAUGUAGAAAUGCCGAACAACCCUUACUCACCGGAAGCCAUUCAGAAAAGGCUAUCCGCCAAGAAUACGUCAUCACUGUUCGACAUGUUCACUGCAAAAAAGGAAUCAGAUGAUGACAACAUAGAAAUAAACGAUAAUGAGGCAGAUGAGGGCGACACUGAAAUCAAUGAUCUUCCAGUUAAAGAUAAUCAACACAAUAAAUUAAGUUUAACGAUGAGUAAUGAUAGUAUAAAUAGUAUCGGAAGAACAACAAAAAGUCCGUCGCCUAGAAUAUUGAAAGAUGUGAUGGCUGAGGAAAUUCCACAAUAUAAACGUUACGGACGUGAUUAUUAUAUAAGAGAGGCCAAGGCGUCGUGCGGCGGUCGCAAAAAGACGAGCGUGGACGAGGCGAGCACGGUGUCCUCGGCGUCAAUGAAUAAAUCUACCAGUUUAGACAAUUUCGACGCCGAGUUCGCGUCGCCUGGAUUACUUAUAAAACAAUUCCACACGAUAGCGACGAACCAACAUUACACAAAGUUCGCGAACAAAGAGGACAUGGCGUCGGUGACUACAAGCACUAACAACAACCAUGAAAUUAUGAUUGAGUAUGACGACGACGCCAGCGAACACACGCUAUUCGCCGCUAAACCCGUGUACGUCGAAGAUGACACAGACAAACAGUUCGAAGAAAUUCUAGAAACAGCUUCCAAAGUGCCAAAAGAGCCUCCACCUCCAGUACCUACAGCUCAAAACGAAGAUCCAACCGAUGAACCUCUGAAAUCCCCGCUGAGCGUGGACACGUCUUACAUAAGCACGAGUAGCAUGGAGGACUCCAUCAAAAUCUACAACGUGCAAACAGGAGAGAUUAUUAAAUGUAAGCCUGAUAACGUAUCACCAAGCUAUGAGGCUGACACCAACGACAACACCGAUAUCGUUGAUAACAACAUCUCGGAAACUGAUACUGUUAGUUAUACGGAUGACGUGACCGAAGACAGUCCUGUCGAAGACACCAAAUUGUCGAAGCUAGAGAGAGCUAGAGAAGCGGAUGACAUCCUGCAGAACCUGCCCAAAGUGAAGGAACUGGCGAAGAUAUUUGUUAGCAUGGAGAACGUCGCAGAACCAGUCAAGCCAGUGCAACCUUACUCGGCGCGGAGGAAGAGCAAGGAAAACAUCCUGUCAGAGAGCAAACCAGAGAAGACCAAGCAGCAGUACAUGCACAGCCUCACAGCGAGGAGCAUCUCUAAGGAGUUCAGGGAGGAACUUAAACUCUCCAUGUCCACGCCGCUCACCGUCCCGGGGGGCUCCAAGGAAAUCCCCGAAGGCAUUGAAGAGGUCACAAAAGAAUCUAGCAGGCCCGGUAGCCCCGUGCCAGAACCAGGCACCAUCAAAACAAAACUCGCCUUCUUCGAAAGUCUCAAGUCAAAAUUUAGUAAUAAGUGAAGCGUUUGAUAGAUUGAAAAGCGAUGCCAUAAACACAAAUUAAAUUAAUUACACUAAGUAAAUUGUAAAUACGAUGUGAUGUGCUCGCGGGGAUUAUGUCAAAUGUGUUCAACGUUGCACUUCGCUGUCGCUUUUCAGUGUAACAAAUGUUCACUAAUCGUAGAAUCAACAAUCUCUUAGAUACCGUGCACAACGUAGCAUGAGAGAUAUUAGCAUGAUUUUCAGUUCAUUGCGUGCUGUCUAUCGCAGUAGUUUAACUACAAUUUGUUUGUUUUGUACCAAACAAGUGAUGUAGUUAAAAUACUAAACGAGGGCAGAAUUCCCUGUAGUUAUACAGUAAUGUAGAGCGUAGAGCAUAAUACCUAGUAGCGGUCACAUUAUUUAAUGAGAGUAAAUGGUAGGUUACGGUGUAAAUAUUAAGUGCCAUUUUGUAAUCAUCAUUUCCCAUUUAUUUAAGUUAAUUAGAAAUUGAGGGAGUGUUGCGGAAGAAAUGUGCAUUACUUCAUUUACUCUAGUUUCUCUGUAAAAUAUAUGAGUGGGCAUUAUUGAUAUAAUAAUAUAUCGAUGUAUUUAUUUAAAAUAUUGCAAAUUGUGUUGUGAUAUCCUUUAAUAAAAUCUACGGCGUGGCCGAGCGUGAAGAAAUAGGUUGCCUAAAUCUUCUUUACAAUUGGACUAGUACCUACCUUAAGUUUUGUAGAUGAUAAACUAAAUUCGGCUUUGUAUGUUCAUAAAUUUGGUACAAAAUCACUUAACAUACCAAACGAAAAUUGUGUAAAUAGGCGAAAUUAAGCACAUUUCUUCGGCAACAUACCAUUGAGUUUAGCUAAUGCCAAAGUUGUAAAUAAAUAAAUAUAAUUGGGUAUAUGUACGUAUACAUAGGUUGUGUACUAUAUAUUGUAUAAAUGGUAGGAUGUGCAAUAAGUUUACUUAGCGGACCAUUUGUAUGUGAUAGGCGUGUUCGACACUACAUCACACGUCGACAAAUAUGGAUAAGGGUGGCAUACAAUAAAAUAUUUAACGUAU